CUAUUGACUUUGCAAAUGUGUUGGAAGGAGCGUGGACCCUGAGGACGAGCUUCGGUGACCUUAGCACAAUAUGAGCUUGUUGCAUGAUAUGUUAGUUCAAGGUUGCACCAGUGAAAUUGAAGUGUCAAUGAAAAUGAGAUGAAGCACGCAUAGCAUGAAGAUAAUGUUUAAGUCAGAUACGCAAAGAAUGGCAGGGUAAAUAGCAGACAGAUGCAUAGGAUAAUGUCUAUACUGAGCGAUAUGAAGGGAAGUAGCUUGAGGUGGCGAUAUUGAAAGCUAUGGAAGGUUCAGCACCAACGGACCUCACAGCCGGGGCCUCAAAUAAUGAUAUGGACUAUUCAGCCCAAAUCGAGCAACGGCCAAUGAGAUCUGACUUCAAGGGUCUGUGGCAAUUUUUGGCACCUGUCGGCCCAAGGAACAGUUCAAUGGUAGGUUUCGACCCACUGACUGCAAUUUCAAGGAUAGAAGUAGGAAAAAAGAGGUUUCGGCUUGUUUACAUGCCCGUAUGCCUCACUGCGCUCGACUUGAUCGACCGUUUGUUUGAGACACACUGAAGUUGGGAUGCAGUAAAAAUCGCGGUUGGAGCUCCGCCAGGCGAAGAUGUAGACGCCCCAGAAGAAGCCACGAUUGAGAAAAUCAUGCCGCGUGAAAAUGGUUGACAUUUUUGUGGGGAUGCGGGGUGUAAAACGGGGUAAAGCAUGAUAUGAAGACUCAACACAUACCGUAGAAAGUAACAAUGUACAAUUCCCCCUUUUAACGCAGAAGCCCUUUAUGGACCUGGGUAUCACUGGCACUUCUCAACGAAUACAAAAGGCAGAAUAAUUUCGUGAACAAGUCUGUGCGAGCGUUCCCGAUGUAUGAGCAAGCUUCCGACAUAUCAAACGUCGGAGACUUACCAGUCUAGAGUAAAAACGAUCCCUUUAUUUUCUAUCCAAACCCAAACGAAGCCAAUCCCUCGACGAUGAAAGAACGUUGUGGUCCGUAAUCGAACUGAAAUAAGCAAGGCGACGAAAGAAGCGA
Messenger RNA from Aspergillus novofumigatus IBT 16806, 1020 nucleotides. RefSeq lists its product as uncharacterized. The record is from RefSeq and is a predicted model, not a curated record. Bases 279 to 554 code for a protein of 91 amino acids. Lineage: Eukaryota; Fungi; Ascomycota; Eurotiomycetes; Eurotiales; Aspergillaceae. The transcript has a single exon.